AUGUUUCAAGUGCCAGAAACGCCACCACACCUCGUGCUGUUUCCAGUUAGCUACAAAAAUGUCAAGAUCUCGUCUUCCCUGAAGAGGGAGCUUGAUGACACAAACAAGACUAAGGAAAUCUCGACAAAAAGGAAGGAACCUAGAGCGCUCAAACCAACGAUGAAGGUCAACCAAACUUGCCAAGAAACAAGUUCAAAUUUUCCAGAGGAGAAAGUUGUCUUGGAACUUUAUUCCGGAAAAUACCUGGAAAAUUCGCAAACCACCUUCUUGCUCACGGGAGAGACACUACUCAAGGACGAUGUACCAGAAGUGCAACUUCCAUCCGGAUUACAUCUACUUACAACGCGCAUUGGACACCUCACGUCGGGACAAGUCAAAACAAUAGAGAAUCACGAGGACGACAUGGAUAAAUGGGAUGGCUACUGGACACUGGAAGGCCAAGGUAACGUUGCUUCCAUCAUUCAUACCAACACGGAUGAGAACGAGAAUGAGAAGUGGGAAAAAUACUGGUCCCUAGAGUCAGCAGGAACGGAGGAAUUUUCCAACUCCGAAAGAGAAGAAAAAGCUAGGAUAGGCAGCCCAGUAUGGGAAAAGUUCAACCAGACAACAGAAAAACGAGAAGACGGAUACUACGCUCAUUUGGCGUGGGAGAAUAUCAACAUCCCAUUACCCGAUAACAGAGCUAUAGCGCUGAGAAGACUAAUCCUUCACCGCGGUCCAAUAAUACUACCAGAGCUUUUCCGUGUACUUCUUCGAUUUAGAAUUGGAGAAAUAGCAGUAAUCUCAGACGUGGAAAAAGCGUGUUUACAAGUUCGUCUUCAUGAUGAUGACCGCAACUACAUAAUGUGUUUGUGGUUACGAAACCACAAACUACCACCUACGUCAAGUAACAUACAAGUUCUCCGAUUCACCCGAGUAACGUAUGGUUUGAUAACAUCUCCAUUCCUUCUCGCCGGAACAAUUCAUUUCCAUCUUAACCAGUACAAGGAGGAUGCCAAGCUUAUAGCUGAUAUCAAGGGAAACUUAUACGUCGACAAUCUCAUCCUAACUGCAGAUUCGGUGGACGACUCAGUACAUAUCUACAAUCGAACAGAACAAGUGUUCAACGACUUGAACAUGAAUCUCCGUGAGCUCUCAUCCAAUAACACCAAGCUGAUAUCACAAAUUGCAGAGAAAGGCAAGUCACUGGAGAAAUUACCUAAAGUGCUAGGAAUAACAUGGAAUCCAACAUCUGAUUAUCUCCAGAUUUCAUGCCGACCAAAACUCCCUGAGGAUAUCACGAAACGAAGUGUGGCAAGUGCCCUAGCAUCUGUUUAUGACCCGUUAGGAGGGAUACUACCAUUGCUUCAUAAGGCAAAAGCCUUUCUUAGGACUCUUUGGAAAGAAAGAUACGAUUGGGACACAGCGUUGUCACAAGUUCACAAAGACUCACGGAAGCGUAUCUGCUCAGACAUAGACAGGAAAUUCUCACUACUAAAUGCAAAGCGAAUUGUAGCGCGAGUCUUACGCUACAUUGGAAUACUUGUUGUUCGAGUGAAUGACCGAAGAAAUCGUCCAAUUAGGCUUUCCGCACUUCUUGAAGAGUCCUUCCCACAUUCCCUCUACAAGUCAACAGGCCUCGCUAAACUGUCCCUUGAACAAUUGUCGACACUGAUAAUUGAAAUCGAGGAACUUCUAAAUACGAGGCCUCUUCUGUAUGUGGAAUCAAACUCAACCUUUGAACAAGUAUUGGGACCCAUUGACUUCCUUCAAAACGAGUUUGAAGUUCCCUAUCCAUUGGAUGACAUCGCUGUAGAUGAGGGAGAUCCUUCUUGUCUCCCACCUGGAGAACAAGUCCUUCUAAGAACCAAGACACAAACUAUAAAAGCUCUACAAACAUCCUGUAAGUUCACAGAGAAGUUUUGGCAAAUAUGGAGAGAUCAAUAUUUGCUAGCUUUGCGCGAAAAACAUCAACGCGAAGUAGGGAAGAACAGAAGUUCACGAUAUUCUCCUAGAAAGGAUGACAUUGUAUUAAUUAACGAACCAGUACUACCUCGACAUUCGUGGAAAAUGGGAAGAAUACACGAUCUGAUAAUGAACUCAGAAGGACUAAUACGCGAAGCGGUCAUCAUGCUAACAUCUCAUCGCCAGAUACGCAGACCGAUAAACCCUCUGGUUCCACUAGAACUAGAGGAUGAGAAACGAAAGAACGACGAUUCUCUAGUACAAGUACGGGGACCCAAAUCACCGGCUUCAUCGUCUACUUCCACAGAAAGAAUUCACGAGUCUAAAAAUUGUCCUGAUUCCAUACCCAGUAGCAAUCAACAUACAAGUCGAUGCAACCUACGACCAAGAAGACAAGUAGAUUACAGAGGAAUUCUCUCAAUUAUUCCUGCAAAUCAAUCCGCUACGCUACUCACCAUUCUGUUGAUUCUGGUUAUCAAAAUAGGAGACUCAUAUUCCGACGAGGCAUACCAACAUUCCUCAAGCACCAGACGCAUUCGUUGCAUAAAUGGAGGUGUGAAACUUAUUUCACCGCCUCACAUACCCUACCAUGUUUGUGCCGCAGAAUUUUGUCGAUUUUACGGAGACCCGCAAAUGAAUGAAACAAUGCGGUUUUCCCCCACACGUUAUAUUACACGAUCAUCAAGUACAGUGGAAAAUCACGGAGAACGAAACCACGACAAUUAUCGAAACAAAGUGUCCAAUUCCGUCACAAUUCUCCUCUACUUGGUCGUCUCCGGGUGUUACAUCUUCUUAGCUCUCAUCAACGGCAUUACACGAAGUACGAGAAUAGGACAUAUGACAACGACCGGUCGACCUGAUCGAGCUGUUGACUAUCUUGUACAUACUUACUUUUGCUAUGGCCGAAACAAAAGCAUGACAAUCAGAGAAAUGGACGAGCAUCUCGCCAAUCUGUCGAUAUUCAUGAAUGACAAGAAACCAACUACAGGUUGCCUCGAAAACAAUCUCACGUUGACACUUGACGGAUUUCACCGACAAGUUGAUACUGCAGCAACUAUCCGAGUGGACUGGAUGCACAUGAAGGGAGACCCAACCUUAACCUUUGGAGCCCCAGAAGAACAAGUUAUCAUCCUUAAUCGGAUUCUGAGAGCAGCAAGCGUUGCAAAGGAAAAGAUUGUUAGACCAGCAUCGAAUUACCUGCUGACAAGUUAA
Molecule: messenger RNA, 3156 nt
Organism: Necator americanus (New World hookworm)
Lineage: Eukaryota; Metazoa; Nematoda; Chromadorea; Rhabditida; Ancylostomatidae
Exons: 7
Coding region: 1-3156 (1051 amino acids)
Molecular function (GO): nucleic acid binding
Source: RefSeq, a predicted model, not a curated record